This is a messenger RNA of Durusdinium trenchii, 468 nucleotides long. The record is from the annotation of a GenBank genome assembly. Lineage: Eukaryota; Dinophyceae; Suessiales; Symbiodiniaceae.
AUGAUCCAACGUUGGGUUCGUGGAGAUGCUGCAGGACUCAUGGCCGAAGUCCUCGCAGUGUGGAAGAAGCUUCUUGACAACAGGAAAGCAGCUGCAAGAAGAGAGAGAGCACACCAAGCGGUGAACUUGUUGCUUUGCACCUGGCGGCGGCCUGGUCCGCAGGGAGUGGCAGCCUGUGCACUCUCAGCUUGGAACCGCUAUGCGGCAAGAAAUCAAGGACGCACCCGCGCAAGAAAUUCCAUAGAGCGUCAAGUGAAGCGCUAUUUGCUUGGCAAGACGAAUGCCAUGCGCGGAGUGGUGCUGGCAGACUGGAGACAGGUCACUCGCCGCGGGAAAGCCCAUGGGUCCGUGGAAAUCAUCUUGAAGCAGUGGGAGUUGGGCUCCGCCCGUGGGCUUCAAACCACGGCAGCGCUUUGUCAAAGAACUGAAGCGAGACCAAAAACAUCAACGAGCACAUGCAGCGGUUGA